AUGUCGAGUUCCCUACAAGUCUCAACGGUUCGAAGCGAGGAUCCUUCCAUUGACAAUUCACAAGUCAUUGAUCCGGCCUCACCGAGAAUAUCUGCCUACCUUUCCCCGCCGCGAAAGGAACCAAAAUCCUCGUUGCCAGCUUUGCACGAGCAAAGCACCGAGUGUACACAAUCCGCCUCCGAUGAUUCUGUCUUUGAUAAUGUCGAGGACACACGUCACACGCAACAGAGCGUGACUGGUCGUGCUGGUGGGGCGUAUGCUGACAAUUCAACACGACACGCUCACAAUGAUCCUACCAGACAUAUUUCUAACCUUGGAGGACCUUACCCAACCAGAGGACGGGCUACAAACAGUCAACAUUUCCCUCCUGGAACCUCAAGACUAGAGCAUUCUCAUUCUACUAGUACUUCCGCUCUAGUUGACGACACUGCUACACCGUCCAAACAAGCUACUAAUCAGCAAGGGGCAAGAUCUUCCGAAGCAGCAGCAUCUCAAGCGACGAUGCAGCAGAAUGAUACUUCUUCCAGUAACAACAAGAAUCAGCGAGGAAGUAUUGAAGAGUCAUUGGGCAUUGACUAUGCCCGUUUUGAAGACGAACCAGAGGAGAUGGCCGCUUGGGUGAUCCAUGCUGCCUUGAUUGGUUUUUUCUCGCUAGUUUGCCUCUCUCUGAUUCUUUCCUUUGUGGUGAUUCAGAGCUAUGGAUUCCUCACCCUAGUGUUCCUCGGGUUUCUGAUUGGAUUCUGUAUUGGUCUUGCCAUUUUCGUCGACAGAACCAUCCUACAAAAGAACGAGAAGCUCAAACCGAUUCGCAACAAGAUAGCCUCUGCCGUCACAACAGCCAAGGACGUUAUUCGUGAAGAGAUCAGUUUAUUCAAGAAAGAAUGGAGAGAGUUUCACCUUCUUUUGACGAAUGGAGAAGAUGACAUGGACGGUGCAAAUGGAGAAGCUGACAAAGACGAUGCUUAUGUUAAUGUUGACACCACGACGACCGUACCAAAAAAGAAGAAAAAGAGUGUCAUCUUCAAAAUGGCCAAGCCUUUCUUGGGUGUAAAGAAGAAACUAUUCAAGCGGAAACGAAAACAAGAGAAAACGAAUCAAUCAUCUGCAGCAGUGGAAUUGGUGUAG
This is a messenger RNA of Cylindrotheca closterium, 1125 nucleotides long. The record is from the annotation of a GenBank genome assembly. Lineage: Eukaryota; Bacillariophyta; Bacillariophyceae; Bacillariales; Bacillariaceae.